Molecule: messenger RNA, 850 nt
Organism: Humulus lupulus (European hop)
Lineage: Eukaryota; Viridiplantae; Streptophyta; Magnoliopsida; Rosales; Cannabaceae
Product: universal stress protein A-like protein
Exons: 4
Coding region: 52-579 (175 amino acids)
Molecular function (GO): AMP binding
Source: RefSeq, a predicted model, not a curated record
AUUCCAGAUAGUUUAAAUCGAACAGAGAGAGGAGCCGAGUUAAGGGUGAAAAUGGAGGGUGAGCCAACUCGGGUUAUGCUGGCAGUCAACGAGUCAACGAUCAAGGGCUAUCCUCAUGCUUCGAUAAGCAGCAAAGGUGCUUUUGAGUGGACUGUUGAUAAGAUCGUCCGCUCCAACUUUUCUGGUUUCAAGCUUCUCUUUCUUCAUGUCCAAGUUCCCGAUGAAGACGGUUUUGAGGACAUGGAUAGUAUCUAUGCAUCACCUGAAGACUUUAAGAACUUGAAUAAUAGAAACAAGGCAAAAGGGCUUCAUCUACUGGAGUAUUUUGUCGAUAAAUGCCAUGAAAUUGGGAUUGCUUGCGAAGCAUGGGUUAGGAGGGGUGAUGCCAAAGAAGUGAUCUGCCAUGAGGUGAAACGAACACAGCCGGAUCUUCUGGUUGUUGGCAGCCGUGGUCUUGGUCCUUUCCAGAGGGUUUUUGUUGGAACUGUGAGCGAAUUUUGCGUAAAGCAUGCUGAGUGCCCAGUUAUCACUAUCAAGCGCAAGGCAUGUGAAACUCCUCAGGAUCCGGUCGAUGAUUGAUUGCUUGGCCAAACUUUGUUCCCAAAUAUGUUAAUAGACAAUGAAAAACCUUUUAAGAAUGAUCGUUUAAACAUUGCAUUCUGUAAACAUUGAAUGAGUACUGUGUGAAUUUGUUGAGGACAAUGACUGUCCAUUGAUAUUGUCUUCCUCAUAGCUGUGAGAUUCUUCCUGAACUUCUGUUUUAUUCGUUGAUUUUUGUGUAAAUUUGUUAUAUGGGAUUCUUUCUUUGAUAAACGACUUCAAAAUUUGUUGAAGUUCUUUUCUACUAUCA